This is a messenger RNA of Hyposmocoma kahamanoa, 1422 nucleotides long. Its product is annotated as C-C chemokine receptor type 7-like. Gene Ontology annotation, cellular component: neuron projection; membrane. Gene Ontology annotation, biological process: neuropeptide signaling pathway. NCBI's taxonomy places the organism in Eukaryota, Metazoa, Arthropoda, Insecta, Lepidoptera, Cosmopterigidae. Gene Ontology annotation, molecular function: neuropeptide binding; G protein-coupled receptor activity. The transcript is spliced from 2 exons. The coding region runs from base 94 to 1140 and encodes 348 amino acids. The record is from RefSeq and is a predicted model, not a curated record.
GAAAAAAAAGAGCGACUGCCCGACGGCGGAGAACGCGAGUGACGCGGUGUCCGAGUCAUUGAUCCCGACACAUUCCCGGCGAGACGACGCGAUAUGGCAGGGCCAGUGCCUGCGCCAGCGCUCGUUCCCGAGCCGCUGGUACCGCCGCUCGCGCUCGGUAUCUUCAUCGCUUGUGCCGCCGGCGGCGCCGCCCUCGCCAACUGUGCUGUGUUAGCCGCACUGCUUAAGCGCUCAAGAAACGGCAUAUUUUCAGUUAUUCUACAUUUGGCUGUAUCAGACCUUAUUCUACUUGGAACAACGAUAGGGCCAGAAUUAUGGUCUAUCAACGCAAGAACUUGGACAUUCGGAAACAGCGGCUGCGUAGCUUAUCAAGGGCUCAAUGUUUUUACUUCAACAGCAUCGUCGUACUUAAUAGGCACAGUAACGCUACAUACUCUCGUUACUAUUCGUCUUGAGGAUAAAAUAGCACUCAAAAGAAGUAGACGUGGCCGUAAUGAAGAUGAAGAAAUGAAAACGUCGCAACACAGCUUAGUAGCCAAUAGUGAUUCGUCUACCCCGCCGCGAACUAUGAAUGUAAACUAUCUGUUCUCUGAUACUAGAGUGCCAGUUACUCUACCAACGGUUUUCGUUUGGAUUCUAGCUGCUUCACUUAGCAUUCCUGAGUUCGUUUUAAGCUCAAUCCUUCGUGAAGGGAAAGCAUUACUUUGUACAUUGGAUUCUAGUCACAGUUUAAACGUUCAUACGAUGCUGCUAGUUUUUAGUUUUUUCCUACCAAUGUUUAUCAUGUGUACGAUGAGUGUUCUUAUAGUCUUUAAAUUAAAAUCGAGGAAAAUAACUCGCACCACAAACGCUUCAGAAUCUUUGUCGGCGUUAAAAUUAGCGUUAUGGUUUGUGAUGAUUUAUUUUUUAUUUAGCGCCCCUCGUUCUGUCAUGAAUGCUUAUCAUAUUUACUCGUGGAAGGAAUCUUCUUCAAUGGCAGUAAACAAUUUAUUUGAAAACGACAUAACAACAUUGCUGAGACUUGCAUUUAGUAGCGCCUAUCUGUUAGCAACCCUUGUAAGACCCUUUUUGUGUAUUAUUAUUCUGCCACAACUUCGAAAGAUUUUUUCUAUAACAUCUAACAAUCUUAAUAGUUGUUAAGUUUUAUACAUAAAUAGAACAUUAGUGUGAAGAUCUCAUCAUAAACUAUAGAUAUGUAUUAGUUAUUGAUUUCGUUUAAAGGCAAAUAAAAUUAUUGGUAAACUAACAAUAAACAAUAUAGGUACUUAAUUUAUAAUCUUUUUUAAACUUUAAUUAGUUUUUCCUUAAUAGUAACAUUCAUUAGAUGCAAUAAUAUAUUUUUCUCAAUAUAUAUUCAUUUCAAGAUCCUAAUUUCAAUAUUACAUAAUACUCAAGCUGUAGUAAUCCUUUCUAGUUGCCCAA